UUGAAGAAAUAUAUAUCCGUUUAAAGCUAUUGGGGCACAGUCGGAAUACUUUACAGUCGAAACUGAAACGUCGUCGAAUUCACAUCAGAGGUAUUACUUAAGCUGCUACUUUGUUCGGUUUAACAGGUAGAUCAUCAAGAUGUCUUCAAGUGGAAGUAAUUUAUAUAUAGACGACUUGGUGACCUUUGAUGAACCAACGGUGUCAAAUGAAAAAAGCGAAAUAGCUGAAUUUUUUUCUCAUACCAAUGUUUUGGUAACAGGGGGUACGGGUUUUCUAGGAAAACUACUCAUCGAGAAGUUGCUCAGAAGCUGUCCAGAUAUUUUAAGAUUAUAUAUGAUAGUGAGACCGAAAAAGGGGAAAACUGCUUUGGAACGAUAUAAAGAAAGUUUCGAAGAAGUUAUAUACGACAAAUUAAGAUGCGAGCAACCGAAUUUUCUGCAAAAAGUAGUAAUAUUAGAAGGCGAUGCAGCGAAAGAAGAUUAUGGACUGUCGCCAGAAGAUAAAAAGACUUUAAUGAAUGUGAAUAUUAUUUUUCAUGCAGCUGCAGUUGUGCGAUUUGACGAAAAAAUUCGGGUUGCAGUGAACAUCAAUGUCAGAAGCACAAAAUUCUUAUUGUCAUUUGCAAAAAAAUUACCAAAUUUUAAGGCUUUUGUGCAUGUAUCAACUGCAUUUUCCAAUUGUGUACGUAAGCAUAUUGAUGAAGUACACUAUACAGAUGUUAUAGAUGCAGAUAAAGUUUUAACAUUGUUGGAUACGUUGGAUGAUGGAAGACUUGAACAAAUGACUCCUAUGUUGCUUGAUAAAUGGCCAAAUACAUAUGUAUUUACUAAGGCACUAGGAGAAAAUGUAGUAUUAAAGUACGGUGAUGGUCUACCAGUUUGCAUUGUACGCCCCAGUAUCGUUAUAGCAACUUACAAGGAACCAAUUUCUGCAUGGAUAAAUAAUAUGUAUGGACCCACAGGUGUAGUUAUGGGUAGUGGUAUAGGUUUGUUACAUACAUUGCAUUGUAAAGAAGAAAAUAUAGCAGAUAUCAUACCAGCUGAUUAUGUUAUUUCCAACAUUAUUUCCUCUGCUUGGGAUGUUGCCAAUAGAAAAGUUGCAAUAAAGUCAGACCAAUUUUCUAAUUUACCUGAUGAGGAAAAAAUACCUGUUUAUAAUUCGGUAUCUUCUUGUCAAAAACCAAUUUCUUGGGGUGAAUUUAUGAAGCUUAAUGAAAUUUAUGGAUUAAUAGUACCUAGUACAAAAGUUAUUUGGGUUUAUACACUGACACUCAAUAGAUAUUUAUUUCUUCACAAUAUCUAUACUUUUUUAUUGCACAUAAUACCAGCAAUUAUCGGUGAUACACUGGCUCAUCUCACUGGUCGGACACCUAUAUUAUUAGAUGCAUACAAAAAAAUACAUAAAUUCAGCACUGUGAUACAUUACUUCGCAGUAAAUGAAUGGAAGUUUAAAAAUGACAAUGUUAUAAAACUUUGGAACAAGAUGAAUUCUACUGAUCGACAAAUUUUUUGCCUUAAUGUAGAAUACUUGGACUGGAAGGAAUACUUCUAUUAUCAUAUAAGAGGUGUUCGUAUGUAUUUAUUAAAAGAUCCUAUGGACACAGUAGAAGCAGGACUAGCCAGAUAUAACAAGUUACGUCUAGCGCAUAAUACAAUCAUUUUAAUAAUAUCACUAUUACUUUUAUGGGCUGCGAUAUCAUUCAUAAGUUUUCUUUGGUCUUUUUGCCCUUUAUCACACUAAUAAUUAUUGAUAGUAAUAUUGUAGUUCUUUUAUCUACAUUAGAUUUAAAACAAUUUUUUCCUAUUAAAGUGUACAUCCCUGUUACAAACAGUUGUUCACUAUCGAACUUAUUUCAUUAUAAUGAUAAUAGAUGUCGCCACAAAGCUAUAUUAUCUUUAUUAAAAUAAAAUGUAUAUAUUCUCUUAACUUUAUUACAAUAUCCAAUUUGUUAAGUAAGGAAAUAUUUGCUUUCAUAUUCUGUAAGAAAUAUUAAGAUUGUUUUAUAAUUGACUAAUUCUGUUGGUUCUGACAUUUCUAUAUUUGGUCAAAAUAGAAAACUAGAGAAGUUUCAAGUUAUUUACAAAUUUUAUUUAUAUUAUUUUUAUACUAUUUAUAUAUAAGCAAAAUAUUAAAAAUGUUCUACAAUAAUUAUAAUUUAUAUAAUCUUUAAGCAUUUUGUAAUAUGUGAAGCCUUUAUUUCAAAUUAUUAACUUGUUUAUAUAGGAAUAUUUUUAAUGAAUUAAUGUCACAAGUAAAAAGAAAUACAAGGUAUCAGAAGCGUUAUUGAAAUUCUUAUAUUGUGAAAUAAGAUGAAAAAAAGUGAAAUAGUUAUAUUAAAAAAUAGAAAUUUGAAAUGUCAUAUAGAAAUAUAUUUUCAUAAAUAAAUUAAAGAUUAAGAUUUUGUUCACUGAGAAUUUUUAACCGAGCGUAUCAAACUAAAAAGUUUCUAAUCAUGAAAAUGAAAUGUAUGCGUAGGAGUCCCUUCUCAAUUUAUAGCCGCGUUGUUAAUAGGUGCGACUACAGUCUUGUCUACAUGCUAGGCACAUUGUAUACAAAUUGAUUGAUUUAUUGUAGUACGAAGCACUACUGAAAUUGUUUUUUUUCCUAUUUAAAUACUGGAUGUACUAGUAGUUAUCAUAUCCUUCUUAUUUCAAUACUAUUUUUUACUUUAAAAUAUUAGCUUAAGUUUUACAAUUCUUAUAGACUUGUUCUAACUAUAAAUUAAAAUGAAUUAAUAGGAAUAAAAUAUAGAGAGCUGGGAGGAAGAUUUUGCAUAACUUUUUCGUGUAUCUUUUAUGGCUGUGUAUCAAGAUUUAUAUAACCCAUUUAAUAUGAAUAAUAAAUUUGUUAUGCUGUAA
Molecule: messenger RNA, 2859 nt
Organism: Bombus terrestris (buff-tailed bumblebee)
Lineage: Eukaryota; Metazoa; Arthropoda; Insecta; Hymenoptera; Apidae
Product: fatty acyl-CoA reductase wat
Exons: 9
Coding region: 140-1741 (533 amino acids)
Biological process (GO): long-chain fatty-acyl-CoA metabolic process
Cellular component (GO): peroxisome
Molecular function (GO): alcohol-forming very long-chain fatty acyl-CoA reductase (NADP+) activity
Source: RefSeq, a predicted model, not a curated record